Rubroshorea leprosula is the source of this 2094-nucleotide messenger RNA. The record is from the annotation of a GenBank genome assembly. Lineage: Eukaryota; Viridiplantae; Streptophyta; Magnoliopsida; Malvales; Dipterocarpaceae.
CAAGAGAGUUGACCGAUAGACUGGGAGAAUGAGAAGAACGCUACGCAACGCAUUUCUUGCUAUUCUGGAUUUUUUAUUUGGGCAACCAAAAAAAAAAAAAAAUCAUAAUCCCUUUGAUUUUGGUCUUGGAUUACAUCACCCAUCAAUUGCCUUGUUUCUACAUGUGCAGAACGGAAGAUGGGUUAGGUGCAGUGCAGCUCCAUAUUUAUAUCCGCCUAUGCUACAGAACUCCCGAUUCGAAUCCCCACUUCCAUUCACAGAUACGAGGGAGAAUGGAUUCAGCGGAGGUUCCUAAAGAAGAAAUUCUUCAACCAUCUCAUUUGGCUCUCGAUAUUGGAGGAUCUCUUAUCAAAUUGGUAUAUUUCUCAAGAAAUAAUAACAGGCUUACUGAUAAAGAGCAUAAGACUCUUGGCGAGGGUCCUGGUGUUUCCAGUGGUGAUGGCAGUUAUACUGUUCUUAAGGGGAAGCUCCAUUUUGCAAAGUUUGAAACAAGCAAGAUAAAUGACUGCUUGGAGUUUAUUCGUUGCAACAGACUUCACCUUGGUGGUUUCUGUGAACAUGAGGUUCCUCGUGACAAGAUCUUUGUUAAGGCCACAGGCGGUGGGGCAUACAAGUUUGCUGACCUUUUCAACGAAGAGCUUGGGAUUAGUCUUGACAAGGAAGAUGAGAUGGACUGCCUGGUGUCCGGUGCAAAUUUUCUACUUAAGGCAGUUCAACAAGAAGCUUUCACAUACUUGCAUGGUCAUAAGGAAUUUGUGCAGAUUGACCAUAACGAUUUGUACCCCUAUCUUCUUGUUAAUAUUGGUUCUGGUGUUAGUAUGAUCAAGGUAGAUGGAGAUGGCAAGUUUGAGAGAAUUAGUGGUACCAACCUCGGAGGGGGCACAUUUUGGGGUUUAGGAAGGCUUUUAACUAAAUGCAAGAGUUUUGAUGAGUUAUUGGAGCUAAGUCAUCAAGGAAAUAACAGAGUUAUUGACAUGCUUGUUGGUGAUAUCUAUGGUGGAAUGGACUAUUCAAAGGUAUAGCAAGCAGUUUAUUAUGCCCUGGUAGAAUGAUGAUUCCAGUUAAGUAUACUUUUAAACAUCCCUUUGAAGUGUGCCAUGUAAUGGCAGCCACAAUUGUUGUUCAGUAUUGUGGAAGUCCAUCAGUUUCCACAUUGUUGCCCAAGAAGAAUAAUUUUCCACAUUAAUCAAACUAGUCGUGAUAAUUGAAUCAGAAACUCUUUUCAUGAUGACAGAUUGGUCUAUCAUCAACAACAAUUGCUUCCAGCUUUGGCAAGGCAAUUUCUGAUAAAAAAGAGCUGGAAGAUUAUAGACCUGAAGAUAUCUCUCGGUCCCUUUUACGUAUGAUUUCAAAUAAUAUUGGACAGAUCUCCUACUUGAAUGCACUUCGAUUUGGGCUCAAGCGGAUAUUUUUUGGUGGAUUUUUUAUUCGCAGUCAUGCCUAUACCAUGGACACCAUUGCUGUUGCAGUUGAUUUCUGGUCUAAAGGUGAGGCCAAAGCAAUGUUCUUGAGGCAUGAAGGGUUCCUUGGAGUACUGGGCGCAUUCAUGAGCUACCGAAAAGAGAGUUGCUGUGGCUUAACAGUAGAUGAAGCAGCACAACAAUUCCCAAUAAGUGUUUCCCAUAGUGGAGAUAAGAUCUAUUGCCCCUCAAAUCAGGAUUUGAAUGACAGUAUUGAGUGCUGUGUCUAUGCAACCAAGCAUCAUUUGUAGCAUCAUCAUCUUUCUUUGGCUUAUAUACAGACUAAUCAAGGCAAACUUUUGGAAACCCUACUUCCCCAGAAACUGAAGGUAGAAAGUUGCAUAAACAUGUGUAACAUAGUUGAUACGUUCUAUUUAUAGGACCCUUGAAUGGAAAGGAUAUAGAAACAAUAAAAAGAGUGAUGGCUGACAAUUAAACAUGAUCGUGUAGUGUCUGUGCCUGCCUCCGUUGUGCCUGCCAUGUGUGAUGUAUGUAGCUUGUCUGACUAAUAAAAUAGUUUCUACCAAAAGAAUCUGUAAGGGGUCGAUUAUCAAUAGUGAAAAAGAUUGACAGUUUAUUUGGGAACUUACAUAAGCAAUACAAACAGUUUAUGUAAUAGAAGAGAAUUUUACGA